AUGGGCGAGGACGGCAUAAAACUGCUUCAGCAGAGGCUGGCCGAACGAACCCGCGAACAUAAAGCAACGCGCGAAGCAGCCCUAGAGAGCAAAUUUCGUAAGCUGCCUGCUCCAAUGUUAUCCAAGAACGACAAACUGGUGCACAACUUGUCGUCAAAGGAGGUGAAGGAGGAACAAAUGCAGGUUUUACGGCAUGAGGCAUCAUUCAACACAGCGGAUGCCAAACCUGUCAACCUGAUCGCAGCAGUGGAACCAAUCCUCAGACAGACGGCAGCGACAGACGAAACGAAGGACCUCAUUUUACACCGAGUGUUCUCCCUCCUCAUGGCUCAUAGGCCGCGCGACGUGCUUUCCAAGGCCGAGCGCCAUGCAUUUAAGGAACUCAGGGCCGACAACGACCUCGUUAUCGUGCCUGCGGACAAGGGGCGUUCAACGGUCGUAUUGGACAGGACAGACUACUAUCAAAAUGCAAAAAUCUUGUUGGAUGAUCGUCAGUCCUGUGUUCCAUGCGAAUCCAACCCAAUGAAAAUGCUGACACGCGAGAUUAGCGCGACGCUGUUGGCAAGGGAGAACUCAGGUGUAAUAUCGCCAAUCAACCGACGCAUGGCGAAAGCACAAGAAACGGCCCUAGCCCGAUUCUACGGUCGCCCAAAAGUGCACAAAGAGGGCGUUCCUCUUCGGCCUGUCCAUAACUAA
Spirometra erinaceieuropaei is the source of this 696-nucleotide messenger RNA. NCBI's taxonomy places the organism in Eukaryota, Metazoa, Platyhelminthes, Cestoda, Diphyllobothriidea, Diphyllobothriidae. The record is from the annotation of a GenBank genome assembly.